This is a messenger RNA of Cuscuta epithymum, 1548 nucleotides long. Lineage: Eukaryota; Viridiplantae; Streptophyta; Magnoliopsida; Solanales; Convolvulaceae. The record is from the annotation of a GenBank genome assembly.
CAUCCCAAGAUCUAUCCCCUCUUGUUCCCAUUUCCCAGUAUGUCCCGGUACGACAACAAUCCCCAUUUCCAUGACUCGAAUGACUAUGAAACACCAAACACGCCUCGUAGGCCGGGGCUUGCCAAUAUUCAGACAAGGUCCCGACCACUCCCAUCCCAUCAACAGCCCAACAGACCAGGGUACGAGAUGCCGCCGCCAAUAUCACAUAAAUCCCCGGUUCCACCGUCACCACAACCUUUUCUUCCUCCUAAUCAUCAUCAAUCAUCGGUCCCGGAAAAUGCCUCCGAUUUUCCUUAUCAAGAUGGGUCAGACAGAAGACUCCCUCUACCACCUUCUGGCCGCGGUGGUUUUCGUGCUGGGACCCAGCCAGCUUAUCCUGACCACCGACGAGAACGCUAUCAGCCUUCACAAACACGGCCUCCAACAGGUUGGAGCAAAAGUAAAACCGCCACACCAUGUGCAUGGCUUGCAUGUUGCUCACUUGUUGUAUUAGGCCUGGUACUCCUCGUAGUGUUACUUGUUGUCAAUCAGCCCCGAAGCUUGAAGUUUGAUGUAUCAAGCGUCAAUCUAAACACAGUCUCUCUCGACACGGGAAACCUCCUCAGUGUUGACCUCACUCUACUAGGGAACUUUAGUAACCCAAACAAGAGAGGGAGUGUGGAGUUGAAGGACUCAAUGGUGAAUCUGUACUAUGAUGGAACACAGAUAGCAUCCUCUAACAUGCUUUCUUUCCCUCUCACGCAUGGUGAGUACAAGUUCCAAGAUGUUCACCUCGCAGCGGGCCAAGUCGGGCUCCCGUCGAACGCUAGCAGCCUCAUAAGCAAGCAGAUGGAAAGUGGGAGUGUGUGGUUUCAGGUGAAGGGCACUUUCAGAACCAGAUCUACUGGCCUUAUUAAGUACUCAUAUUGGCUCCAUGCCUAUUGCACCAUUGUCCUUACUUACCCUCCUCCUGGUGCCUUGGUUGCCAGAAGUUGCACAACCAAGCGUUAAAACAUGCUCAUGAGUCAUGACAAACACAUUUUAAUUUUUCUUUUUCAAAAUUACGUUUUUAAAAUAGUUCUAGGACUUGAACCAAGUGUAGUCUCAUUUUCUGCUUCAUUUUUUUAUUCCAUGCUUAUGUGUUUUUCACUCUUUGAACAAUACAAGUUUCCCCACAACAUUUUAUCACUCCCUUUGUCCCAAAAAAAAACAUGACAGUUUAUGAGAGCGCGUAUUCCAAAAGCGUUAGGAGGCACCUACACAAUAGAUUAGGGUCUAGCGCCUAUGCAUGUUUAGUCGGGAUCAAUCAGGGUUAAGUGGGACAACCCCAAAAUAAAAUAGUAGACAGAUGAGUGAAGACCUUUGAAAUAGUAGAUGCAACUAGGUGAAUGAUGUCUGAAUAGUAGCAUUUACAGAUUUUAUACUCCGUAAAUGCUAAUCCUAUUUCCCACUUCUUGAAUGGUUUUCUAUUUCACCCUCAGUUGGUCUCUAUUGUUAAAUUUUACAUCGGUACAUCCAUUAAUUGUCAUCUUCCUUUCCUUGGACUUAUUAUUGUGUAAAUGAGACUUA